AUGUCAAGCCAGGCACCAAAAGAUAUGGCUGAGGAACGCGCUGCAGCUGAUUUUAACAUUGAAGCACUCGCUCACUUAUGGCAUGGAGGUCAGAAGGAAUACGAAUUACUCCAAAAAGCGUAUGAGGAGAUCAAAACAGAUCCCGAACUUGUAGUCCAGUCCCCUCGUAACUUCUUGGAGUUAUCACGAGACGAAAUGCGUGAAUUCACGAUGGGUCAGAUCUUCCGCGUUAUCCAAAUUUUCAAGGAUCCAGUCAAAGGCGCUGACAAGGAACUAGUCUAUGAAAUGGCUCGUGCCGUCAACAUGUAUUCUGAAAGCUUUUCCAUGCGAUUCUUUGUUCACGAUUCACUGUUCCGCAAUGUCGUUAACAUGCUCGGCAACAAGGAACAGCAAGCUUACUGGAACCCAGAGAUCGAGAACUUCCGAAUUUUGGGAUGCUUUGCCAUGACCGAACUUGGUCACAGCUCUGCUUUGCGCGACAUUGAAACGACUGCUACUUAUGAUAUCGAAACCGAUGAAUUUGUGAUUGAGUCACCCACAAUUACUUCUACCAAAUGGUGGAUUGGUAUGGCUGCCCAAACUGCCACCCAUACGGUGUGCAUUGCUCAAACCGUCAUCAACGGAAAGAAAGUCGGUCUCAACUGGUUCGUCGUACAGCUUCGCGAUAAACUCACAGGUGAACUGAUGCCUUCCAUUAUGGCUGGUGAUAUUGGCCAUAAAGUGGGACACGCUGGUGUCGACAAUGGUUGGAUCCAGUUCCGCGGGGUUCGUGUACCGCGAAGUCACUUGCUUUCAAAGUGGGUCGAUCUCGAUCGCCAAGGCAACUACACGCCUGCUCCGAAUCCUGCUGUUAUGUAUGCUACCCUCAUUCCUGAACGCCUAUCGCUCGUCACCGUGACUACGCAGAUGAUCUCGCAAGCCCUUACAAUCGCUACACGUUACGGUGUGGUCCGUCGACAAGGUCCCAAGAAUCAGCAAAUCAUGGAUUAUCAGUCUCACUACGUCAAACUGUUACCUGCUAUUGCUUUCAUGUACAUGGUAAAAUCCGCGUCCGGUACGCUUGAUGACCAUUUCAAGAUUCUCACAGCAGGCGGAGAAAUGGAUCCUAUUGUUUACUUGAAUCACAUGGGCGACAUGCACGCUAUUUCCGCUUGUCUCAAAGGCUUCGCAGGUUGGUACUCCUCUGAAAUCCUCGAAACCUGUCGCCGUGCUUGCGGUGGUCAUGCUUACUCGGCUUACAAUGGUAUUGGCCACAUUAUCGGUGACUGGGGUGUCAUGACGACCGGUGGCGGCGACAAUGUGGUGCUUCUUCAACAAACAGCUCGCUUCCUUUUGUAUCGACUCAACCAGAGGCUCGAAUUUAACGAAUACCCUGAUCUCAAAUUCAAGAGUUCCACCCAUUAUAUCAGAGACGCCAAACAGUAUCUUGCCUCCUCACAAUGGCACGUAAGAGAUGUUUCCGCUUGUCUUCAAAAUUUCGGUUUGAUGGAAGAAGCUAUGCACGCAAUUCUUGUCAAGCGUCUCAACAGUAUCCAACAAGGCCUCAAGAGUGGAUUGUCAACAAAUGAUCUGCUCCUGGAAUCCGUUCGUGUGGCCGAGAUGCACUGCGCUGUUUAUAUGUUUACCGUCAGUGCCGAGAAAUACAGUCAAGCAGCCACAGCUACUACCUCUGACAAGAGUGUCCUCUCGAUUAUGCAUCGUCUCACCACUCUUUGGGGUCUCCAUGUCUUGCAUACUUUUGGCGAUCAAGGCUUCAAAGAAGGUUAUCUCUCACCACAGCAGAUAAAAGAUAUUGAAAAGAUCUAUAUGGAAUACAACAAAGGAUUACGCAAGCAAGUCAUUGGUCUCACCGAUGCUUGGGGUUUCCCAGAUUUUGUUAUCAAGGCGCCAAUUGCCAAGUAUGAUGGCGAUAUCUACGAAACCUACUUUGAUACCCUCCUGCAAGCACCUAAUAGUACCGGUGUGCCGUCUUACCAUGGUAGAUAUAUCAAACCAUUGACCGAACGUGUUGCAGACAAUAAAUAA
Messenger RNA from Radiomyces spectabilis, 2025 nucleotides. RefSeq names its product acyl-CoA dehydrogenase/oxidase. The record is from RefSeq and is a predicted model, not a curated record. The transcript is spliced from 4 exons. Gene Ontology annotation, molecular function: acyl-CoA oxidase activity; FAD binding; fatty acid binding. Gene Ontology annotation, biological process: fatty acid beta-oxidation using acyl-CoA oxidase; lipid homeostasis. Lineage: Eukaryota; Fungi; Mucoromycota; Mucoromycetes; Mucorales; Radiomycetaceae. The coding region runs from base 1 to 2025 and encodes 674 amino acids. Gene Ontology annotation, cellular component: peroxisome.